This is a messenger RNA of Aspergillus fijiensis CBS 313.89, 3765 nucleotides long. Its product is annotated as acetyl-CoA synthetase-like protein. Gene Ontology annotation, biological process: secondary metabolite biosynthetic process; amino acid activation for nonribosomal peptide biosynthetic process. NCBI's taxonomy places the organism in Eukaryota, Fungi, Ascomycota, Eurotiomycetes, Eurotiales, Aspergillaceae. The annotation marks the transcript as partial. The transcript has a single exon. Gene Ontology annotation, molecular function: catalytic activity; phosphopantetheine binding. The record is from RefSeq and is a predicted model, not a curated record. Gene Ontology annotation, cellular component: cytoplasm.
UACACUAAUGCAAGCGACGUGCUCUUCGGGUUGAUCGAUGACAGCCACGGGACUGGCAAAGGGUCGGAGGCGCUCGUUCCCUGUCGCCUGCUACUGGAGCCGGAGGACACCCUCGCCGCCGCAACGGCGAAGAUCGCUCAAUUCCAGGAUCUAGUCCCCUCAUUAGAGCAGAUCGGUCUGACCGAGCUGCGCACCAUGAGCCCCGACGCCGCGAAGAUUGGCACUUUCAACAACCUGCUCGUUAUCCGGCGGGGAGCAGUUGGCAGUCGUGUUACGAGCUUCCUCGACCCAAAUGGCCAUCCCUACGCCUUGACGAUCAUCUGCACCGUGGAGUCUGACAGGAUGUCGAACCACGCGCAGUUUGAUCGUCAUGUUUUGGAAGAGUUCGUGGUGGACUCGAUGCUGGAUCAAUUGGCCUCUGCCUUCGACUGCGCGCGGGAUGGUAGCGCCUCGCAGGUCCGAGAGCUUCGGGCGAUUAAUCUCAGCGAUAUGCAGAAGAUCCGGGAUUGGAACGAUCGUAUCUCCCUCCCGGAGAAAGGAACUACAUGCAUUCAUCAUCUCGUCGAGCGCCGGUGCCGGCAGCGGCCGUCGGCCCCCGCCGUGUGCGCGUGGGACGGCGAAUUGACAUAUGAAGAGCUGAACCAGCGAGCCUCUCGUCUGGCACGCCAGCUAGUGGUGCACCACGCCGUGAGACCAGACCGGCUCGUCUUCAUCCUGACGGACCGGUCCAUGUGGACGACGAUUGCGGUGCUCGGGGCCCUCAAGGCCGGGGCGGGCAUCGCGUUCCUGGACCCGUCUCAGCCCACGCAUCGACUUGUCACUAUCUGCAGCAAAGCAGAUGCCCACUUGAUCCUGUCUGUUGAUAAGCAUGCUUCUAAGGCCAGGCAUUUGGGACCUCCUGUGGUGACAUUCGCGGAGAUAGACAGCUACCUUGUGACAGACAACGAGGAAGAAGAAUUCCACCCACCCACCAUGCAAGGCCAUCAUGUCGCCUACGCAACUUUUACAUCCGGCUCCACCGGAGAGCCCAAGGGUGUCCUGAUCGAACACGCAGCCUUCACCUGCAACUACACCCGGUAUUGUGAGUUAUCGGAUCUGACAAGUGAUUCCCGGGUGCUGCACGGCGCAUCGUACGGAUUCGUCGUCAGCAUCCUCGAGAAUCUCCUGACCCUUUCAGUGGGCGGCUGCGUCUGCAUUCCCUCCGACUCGGAGCUACAGGAAUCCGUCGCGGCCGCGAUGCAAAGAUACCGCGUCACCUGGACAAUGAUGACGCCCUCCGUGGCCAGGACCAUUGACCCUGCCGCAACCCCAUCUGUAAAAUCGGUUUUGCUGGCAGGCGAACCGAUGGGACGGGGUGACCUGCGCCAAUGGGCCGGCCAUGCCGCUGUCUACAACCUGUACGCGCAGUCGGAGUUUUGUACCGCCAUUACCUUGGCUAGAAAGUCUGAUGCUGAAGGGGAGGACGGACCUAGUACCCUUGGACCGGCUGUGGGUUGCCAUGCUUGGGUGGUGGAUCCCCAAGAUCAUGAUCAAUUGAUGCCCAUUGGGGCAGAGGGGGAGCUGGUUGUUUCGGGUCCCUCAAUGUUUCGAGGCUAUGUAAACAACCCCGACCAGACGAGCGCAGCAUUGAUCGGGGAUCCAAGCUGGAUGCGACCGCAAGAGAUCGGAACGGGCCUGCAGCUGCUCAAAACAGGCGAUCUGGUCCGCUACAACUCCAGUACUGGAUCACUGGAGUUCCGCGGCCGCAAGGGCAAUCGAGUGAAGAUUCGUGGACAGCGAAUCGAGCUGGGAGAAGUCGAGUUCCAUCUACGCACACACUUUCCGGGCUCCGGGAAUCUGGUCGUCGAUCUCGUGCAUCCCGUUGAUGAGAGUGCUGAGCAGCAUCUGAUCCUAGUGGCCUUUGUCCUGACGAGCGCAAAGGAGAAGAUCCAACGGAAUGCCACCGCCGUCUUCGGGGCACCGACACCGGAGUUUCGUCUCCAGGUACAACGUACCUUGACAGAGUUGCGCAAGGUCCUUCCAGGGUAUAUGGUUCCCUCGGCCUUUGUGGCUGUCACAACCUUUCCUCGUACCGUAUCCGGAAAACUGAGUCGCGCUGCUCUGUGUGAGGCCGCGUCGGGAUUAUCUCGAAAGCAACUGGCCAGCUAUACCACCGCUCCGAAGUCCUAUCGGUCGCCUGCUACGGAACCCGAGCGCGUGUUGCAGGCCGUUUGUGCGGAGCUGCUGGGCCUCCACCUGUCCUCCGUGGGCAUGGACGAUAACUUUAUAGAUCUGGGGGGUGACUCUCUCUCUGCCCGGCGGCUGGUGGCCAUGGUGCGUGCCGAAGGCUGGGGCCUGUCCCUUGUAGAUUGUCUUAGCGAGCCUACUCUGAGCCACCUGGCACUGCGCGUGCAGCAGCCAAGCUCAGACGACAUGGACCCAAGCCCUCCAACAGCUGCCCAAGACCCGUUCGAGUCAAUUAAGGAAGAAUUCCUCCGCAACCUGCCCGAGGGCCUAAACCCGGACCUCGUCGAAGACGUCCUACCUGCCAGAGAAAUCCAGGGUCUGUAUUCCCAAGAAGAGAUCCAAGACUAUCUUCUCUGGCAGCUCACCGGCCCGUUCGAUACAAGUCAACUGCGUCAGGCAUGUGAAGCCCUUAUCCGAAAGCAUCCGAUUCUCCGAACCAUCUUCCUCCCAUACCAGGACCAAUGCAUGCAGAUCGUGCUGCGCGACAUCAAUCUCCCCUUCGAGGUCGUGCAUUCCACUAGUGGGAGCCAAAGCCUGGAUAUGAUCGCCCGCUCGCUCGCAAUGCAAGACCGCCAAAUCCGGUACCAGACCACUCAGCCCAUCGUCAAAUUCACCCUCAUCCAAGCCCAAGACAGCCACAAAGCAGAGCCCCCUAUUCUAAUCAUGCGCCUCAGCCACGCGCAGUACGACGGCCUCUCCCUUCGCCCUUUACUCCACCACCUGGCGAACCUCUACACCGCUACGGCGCAGCCACUCCGCACCGACUACGCAGACUACACCCGCCGAUGCCGGCAACUCCGCACCCCACAAGCCCUAACCUUCUGGCGCACUCUCCUCGAGGGAUCAAUCCUCACAAGCCUCCACCUUCCCCAACCCUCCCCGGACCCAUCACGGCCGCACCCAGCAGAAGACAAAACCCUACACCUCACGCGCACAGUCCCGCUACCCUCCCCGCUACCGCAGGGAAUCACAACAGCCACCCUCAUCAAAGCCGCCUGGGCCGCCGCGCUACACCAAGAGACCCACUCCCAAGAUAUCGUCUUUGCCCAGCUCGUCAACGCCCGGGACAUCGACCUCCCCGACCUCGACACCCUGAUCGGGCCCUGCCUGAACAUCAUCCCCGUCCGCGUCGGCUUCCCUCCUUCCCCGGCUACUCCCGACACCUCAAAGAAGGGGGCGCAUGCCCUGCUUACCACCGUGCAAGCCCAACACGCCCACUCCCUGGAAUAUAGCACCUGCCAAUGGCAAGAGAUCGUCACCCAGUGCACUGAUUGGGCGAGGAAUGGUGGAACGAGUACAGUGAGCUCGAUCGUGCUGCACGAGAACUUCGACGCCAAGCCCGAGGUGGAUCUGGGUGGCGGGCGGAGGUGGAAGAUGCUGUCGCCCAUCCUCUCGAAUCCGCCGGAUCAGACCAUCUUUUUGACGACGUGGCCCGAGCGGGAUGUGCUUUCGGUGAUGUUUUCGGUGUCGAGUCGGUGGGUUCGAAGGGAGGAUGCGGAGCGGUUGGUGGAGCGGUUUUGUGGGAAUUUGGCGGGGUUU